This is a messenger RNA of Chroicocephalus ridibundus (black-headed gull), 1911 nucleotides long. Its product is annotated as transferrin receptor protein 2-like. The annotation marks the transcript as partial. Lineage: Eukaryota; Metazoa; Chordata; Aves; Charadriiformes; Laridae. Gene Ontology annotation, cellular component: external side of plasma membrane. Gene Ontology annotation, biological process: endocytic iron import into cell. The transcript is spliced from 11 exons. The record is from RefSeq and is a predicted model, not a curated record.
GCGCUCCCCGCAGGUGCAGGAGGGUGCGGGGGACCCCUACAGCCGGGGGUUCCCCUCCUUCACCGACCGGGCCCCCCCCCGCCGCCCCCCGGGGGUGCCCCCCAUCCCCGUCCACCCCCUCAGCGCCAACACCGCCGCCCGCCUCCUGCGGGUGUUGGGGGCUCCUCAGGCCCCCCCCCCACUGGGGUCCCCCCCCCCUCCCGGGGGCUGCGGUACCGGCCGGGCGCGGGGGGGCGGCGGCUGCGGCUCAGCGUGGCCCCGGGGACGGCGCCCGGGACCCUCACCAGCGUCUUCGGGGCCCUGGAGGGGCGGCUGGAGCCCGACUGUUACGUCAUCGUGGGGGCGCAGCGCGAUUCGCUGGGGCCGGGGGCGGCGGCCUCGGGGGUGGGCACCGCCCUCCUGCUGGAGCUGGCCCGGCUCUUCGCCGCCAUUGGGCGGGACGGGUUCCAGCUCCGCCGGACGCUGCUCUUCGUCAGCUGGGACGGGGGCGAGUUCGGGCACUUGGGGGCCACCGAGUGGCUGGAGGGUUACCCCGACCUCCUCCACACCAAAGCCGCCGCCUACAUCAGCCUGGACCAGGCCGUGCUGGGUGACGACCGUUUUGUGGCCAAAACCAGCCCGAUGCUGGUCAACCUCCUGGAGAGCGCCCUGGGCCAGGUGGAGAGCCCCAACGAGGGCGGGAAAAGCCUCUUGGAGGCGGUGACGCGGCCGGGGCGGGGCUGGGAGAGUGACGUGAUCCGGCCGCUGCCCCCCGAAAGCGGCGCCUUCCCCUUCACGGCCGCCGCCGGCGUCCCGGCCCUGGAGCUCGGCUUCGACGAGGCGCCGGGGGGGUGGUCGCGGGCGGCGCUGGGGACACGCGAGGACACGCUGGGGCGGCUGCAGGGGCGGCUGCGGGGGCGGCUGCCGGCGGUGGCCCGAGCGGUGGCCGCGGUGGCCGCCCACCUCCUGCUGCGCCUGGGCCACGACGCCCGGCUGCCCCUCGACCCCGGCGCCCUGGGGGACGCGCUGCUGCGGCGCCUGGCGCCCCUCCAGGGCCGAGGGCUGUCCCUGCAGUCCCUGUCCUCGGCCCGCGGGGACGUCGUGCGAGCGGCCGAGAGGCUGCGCCGGGAAAUGGCCGGCUCCGACGGCACCAACGAGCGGCUCAACCGCGGCUUCAACACCCGCAUCAUGGCCGCGGAGGCCUCGCUCCUGUCCCCUUUCGUGUCCCCCCUGGUCACCCCCUUCCGCCACGUGCUGCUGGGCCGGGGGGGCCACACGCUGCCGGCGCUGGCGGCCCAGCUGGGGAGGGGACAGGGCUGGGGGACGCGGGGGGACACCCGCCACCUCCGCCUGCGCCUGGCCCUGCUGACCUGGACCCUGCAGGGGACGGCCGGGGCCCUGGCCGGGGACGCCUGGGACCGCGGGGACAUCUGGGGGCGGGGGGACAUGGGGGACCGGGGGGACAUCUGGGACCUUGGUGGCUCUGGGGACACUGGAGACCGUGGGGACAACGGGGACAUUGGAGACCGUGGGGACACCAGGGACCGUGGUGCCCUUGGGGACAAGGGGGACACCUGGGACUAUGGGGACACCUGGGACUAUGGGGACCAUGGGGACACCUGGGACCGUGGUGGCCUUGGGGACAACGGGGACCAUGAGGACACCUGGGACCGUGGUGGCCUUGGGGACCAUGGUGACACCCAGGAUCAUGGUGGCCCUUGGUGACACCUGGGACUGUGGGAACACCUGGGAUCAUGGUGGUCUUGGGGACACCUGGGGUUGUGGUGGCCCUUGGGGACCUUGGGGACAGCUGGGACCGUGGUGGCCUUGGGGACCUUGGGGACAGCUGGGGUUGUGGUGGCCCUCAGGGACAACGGGGACAGCUGGGACCAUGGGGACACCUGGGACCAUGGUGGCCUUGGGGACACCUGG